Molecule: messenger RNA, 454 nt
Organism: Seriola dumerili (greater amberjack)
Lineage: Eukaryota; Metazoa; Chordata; Actinopteri; Carangiformes; Carangidae
Product: leucine-rich repeat-containing protein 51-like
Exons: 3
Coding region: 41-454 (137 amino acids)
Molecular function (GO): protein binding
Source: RefSeq, a predicted model, not a curated record
UGCAAAAACAAACUCGGAAGGGAAGUAUGUGUGUUGCUCUAUGAUUCUCAAUAACAACAAGCUCCCAAACCUUGUUGGCUUCCUUGACGUUCUCAAUCAUUUUGUGGAUCAACCAUUGAAACUCAUGUGGCUGGACAUGUCCUUCAACAAGCUCAAAAACAUAGACCCGGUUUUGUGCAAGCUGCGUGAGCUGCGUGUGCUGUACUUGCACGGCAACAGAAUCACGAAGAUUGCAGAGGUAGACAAGCUGAGAGAGCUGCAGCAUCUACGCACCAUCACGCUACAUGGGAAUGAAAUCGAAAACCAAAAAGGCUACAGGAGAUAUGUGAUUUCCAACUUGACUCAGUUGAAGAUGAUGGACUUUAGUGCUGUAACACGUGACGAACGAGUGAUGGCGGGUAUUUGGCGUCACAGCAAGAUCCAAAGCAAAGGCACCAAGGAGAGUUCCCAGUGA